Molecule: messenger RNA, 1296 nt
Organism: Scomber japonicus (chub mackerel)
Lineage: Eukaryota; Metazoa; Chordata; Actinopteri; Scombriformes; Scombridae
Gene: anks4b
Product: ankyrin repeat and sterile alpha motif domain containing 4B
Exons: 2
Coding region: 7-1296 (429 amino acids)
Molecular function (GO): protein binding
Source: RefSeq, a predicted model, not a curated record
UAGAAGAUGUCGAGGUACCACAAAGCAGCGAUUGAUGGUUACUUGGACCUCUUGAAGGAGGCCACAAGGAUGGACCUGAACAAUCCGGACGAGGAUGGCAUGACUCCCACCUUAUUGGCUGCCUUUCACGGACAUGUCGAUGCUCUUCAGCUCAUAUGCAGCAGAGGAGGAGAUCCAAACAAGAGUGACAUCUGGGGGAACACACCGUUGCACCAUGCUGCAGCCAAUGGCCACAUGCGCAUCAUCAGCUUUCUGGUCAGCUUCGACGCCAACCUUUUCGCAUUGGACAACGAGUUCCACACCGCUAUGGACGUUGCUGCGUCACGUGACCACAUGGAAUGUGUGCGCUUUCUGGAUUCUGCUGCCUCACAGCAGACCAUCAAAAACCCCAAAAAGGUCGCCAACCUGAAGAAGAUUGCCACCAAAGAGGCAGAAAAACGUGUGAAACACUGUGAGAAGGUCAAGAAGAGACACCAGAGCAAGAUGGAUAAAAUGUACCGUAGCAACACUGGAUCCGUGUCAGAAGCGAGCAUGGGAUCUGCGACCUCGAGUGGUGGCACCAUGACAGGCGUCAAUGAGCAGUUCUCCAAACUUAUUGCGGCUGACAAAUCUGGCUCCCUUACAUCCAGGGUUAAAGGCACACUCCAGAGGAAACUUGGGAAGACUAAAGGCACACUGACGCGAUCAACAGGAGAUGGAAAUGUUAUUUUCGGUAAGCAGGAGAAUGGAACAUCUGAGAAACCAGAGUUUUUGGGUGUCUUCAAUGAGCAGGAUGAGAACAUGGAAAACGACGAUGGAACGGCAGGCUUCGAAGAUUAUGAUGAUGAUGAAGAACAAGACCAAGUCAAACACUCCAUCUUCAACCGGCCUGGUCUUGGAGGUCUGAUUUUCAUGCACAAGAUGGGGCUGGAGUCAGAGGAUAUGCCCAGUGGUACCAAUGAAAGUCUUGGCUACAUUGUUAAGAAUGAUUUGUUCGAGGGAGAUGAAGAUGCAGCUGGCUUUGAGGAAGCUGGUGACGAUGACGUCCCCUGGGAGCAAGAAGAUCUGGGUCUUGACGAUGAUGAAGAUGAGGAGACCUCACCUUUGGAUGCAUUCUUGUCUUCCAUCUCCUUGCCACAAUUUGCUCUUAUGUUUAGCAGAGAGCACCUGGACCUGGAGGCACUCAUGCUUUGCUCUGAUGAAGAUCUGAAAGGCAUUCGCAUCCAGCUGGGACCCAGGAAGAAGAUCCUGGAGGCCGCUGCCCGCAGAAAGAAUGCACUGGAGGAUCCUGGCAUCAUGAAGGACAGCUUUCUGUGA